Messenger RNA from Plodia interpunctella (Indianmeal moth), 2816 nucleotides. RefSeq names its product cell adhesion molecule 3-like. Bases 195 to 1457 code for a protein of 420 amino acids. The transcript has 8 exons. The record is from RefSeq and is a predicted model, not a curated record. NCBI's taxonomy places the organism in Eukaryota, Metazoa, Arthropoda, Insecta, Lepidoptera, Pyralidae. Gene Ontology annotation, cellular component: neuron projection membrane. Gene Ontology annotation, biological process: synapse organization.
CUCUCGUGGCGGUCACACAGUCCUCCGCCACAGUAGUACACCCCUAUACCUACACUUCGAUAGACGAUAUCGUGUGGAGUGCAGUGAAUGUUCUUAUAAGUGCUUCUGUUCGUUUAUGCCUGGUAUAAUUUUAAAGUAUGACUUGAAAAUGUGACGGGCGUGCGUUAUGCAUCGACGCCUGUGAUGUCUCUAAUAUGCAGUGGGGCGGCCUCUACUUCGUGUCUCUGGCGAUAUGCUGUUUACAUACCGCUUCUGAGCCUCUGCCCAGCAUCUCGGAGUACAGUUCCAAUGUCCGGAGCCGUCGAAGCGAUGACAAGGACAGCCUGGCGCUGUCCAGGGAGAUAUUCAGGAACAUCACGAAGCAGCUGCGAGAGAACAUCGGGAGAGAAGGUUCGACGGACAAGAACGAUCUGCUACCGGGCAAGGUCGAGGAAUCUCGGCAGUACCUCCCGUUCCAGGGCUACCACGACCACCACCACGAGCACCACUGGGGGCCCUCCUUCGAGGAUGAGAAGUACACGCAAGUUACAGCCCAUGUCGGCUCUGAAGCGUUACUGAACUGUCGUGUUAUUAUGCUCAAAGAUAAAACGGUGACGUGGAUGCGGAACUCCACAGACUCCGCACAGCUGCUGACAGUAGGGCCUGCAGCCUACACUGGCGACAAUCGUAUCGCGAUGAAGUUCCAGUACCCCAACAACUGGCGGCUGAGUAUGAACCCGGUCAAGCGCUCGGACGCUGGUAACUACAUGUGCCAAAUAGCCACGCAUCCCCCGAGAACAAUAUUCGUCAACUUGACUGUGUUACCUCCCGUUUUAACGAUAAAUAACGACCAAACUUAUGAGAUGAAGGAUAGAUUUUACAAAGCUGGCAGCUCAAUAAACCUAGCAUGUAUCAUAUCAGAAGAUUAUGUUUUAACGUUGCCAACGAAAGCCCCUAACACUACUCCCCUCCCUACCACCACCGAAGCCACCACUACCACGGAGCUAACUACGAAGAAAUUUAGUACUGUGUUAAAUAGAAUAGAAAUAAAUUUGAAUAAGAGUUGGAGUGUUGAGACUACGACGCUAUCAACGACUGUUAGUUUAAGUACGACAACAAAAGCGCCGGAGACUACUAUCGCAACGACAGUGAAGACCACUGUACCUGCAGUUGUGAAUAAUAUUUAUGGGCUAGUUUGGAAGAAGCAAGGGAAAGAGUAUAAUGAUAAUGUUACGUGGCGGAAUAUGAGUGCCACAAUCAAUGUAGCGUCCGCAUCGCAAAACGACAGCGGGACCUAUACAUGCCUUUUACAAAACCACUCUCAAGUUACCGUCAACGUGCAUGUUAUAAGUGGUGAAAAUCAGGCAGCUGUGCACCUGGAUACUUGGAACAAAGGAACCCUAUUCUGGCAACCCCAGAGCGUAUCAUUGAUCAAUAUUACGGCUAUCUUCCUUUUUUUAACUCGAAGAUAUGUUUGAAAAAGUUAUUGCAAACUUUUUCAUUAUUUUUUUAUUCCUAAAAAUCUAUUUGACUUCUGAGAAAGUUUCUCAAUAAGUUGAGCGGUAGGUAUAGGUAAUAUAUCUAGUCUUGACUUGAUAUAAAAAUUAUUGAGAAAAUGAAUUUUUUUUUCAAAAUAAUUGAGGGAGUUUAUAUCCACAUAUAGCUUAAGGGUAGGUUGCACCGUCAACUUUGCCGUUAACUUUGAUGUACGCAAAAAAGAAAAGUACGCCAUUUUCGGUUUAAAUCAACGUCAAAUUUGACGAUGCAAUUCACCCUGAAUGACAAGGUAUAUUUGUAUAUAUUUUUAUUGGACACGUUCUACGGCCUUUGUGUCAUGAAUAAUAAGCAAGAAUUAGAAAAAAAAAGUUAGAUUAUGUUGUUAGAAGUUCGAAAUUUUGUUAAAAUAAAGUUAAAUUUAUUAGUUAAAAGAAUAAGUGUGUGCGAUAUGUAAAUAAAGUCUACUUACUGAUGUAAAAUUAUUUCCGUAUUAUUUGUACUGACGGUUUUUGAAACAACUCUCUGAAACGCAAGACAUUAUGCUCAGUUGCACCAGUCAAUCUUAACAUUACCUUACAGUGCCCGCCGCCUUGCUCAGUCGUAGGUACUCCAUUGCGACAACGCAGGUAUGUGCAGCUGGAAUGUGAUAUGUUGUUUUGUAUAAGAUUUAACAUUGACUUGAAACUUCUACAUUCUUUCGCGUUGAUCUGUAGACGGAUGUGAACGUGACUGAGCGCGACUGAGCUGGGGACGGCACUAACCUACGCUGAAAAUGGCAAAUUACGCCAUUUUGUCUAAAUGUCGGCGGCGCGCAGGUUAAAGUUAACGUAAAAAAUGACUGGUGCAAUCCACUCUUACUGAUAAAUUAUUUUUGUUACAGGACGUAUCAAUAAAUAAAAAAGCAUCCAUUGCAUUUUUCUAAUGAAUAUCCUAUAACUAGUAUAUUAAACAAUAGAUCUUGAUAUUUAAGGUAAAUGGGAACAUUCCUUAACACGUUAUAUAACGAACUUAAAUUUGACAUGAACUUUAUAGGUAUACACUUAGCAAGCUAUUGUGACCCUUAUGGAAACGAAUACCAAAACGAUCAGUAUAUGCAACGGCUUAUAAAAUAAACCUUUAAAAUAUAGAUUUAAAAUAUGUAUACAUUUUAUGUGAAUUAUUUUUUAAAUUGGCGCAUUUUUAAAGGAUUUAAUAAUUAUUAAAACGUUAUACAAAUAUAUGUUCAGAAAACAGUAUUUGAAUGCAAACUUUUUGUAAGUUAGUUACACAUGGAUUUUUUAAGUUCUUUAUUGUUUACUAGCCAAUCCUGCAGCUGUGCCUGUAGUAAGCUAUAUUAUUUA